This is a messenger RNA of Peromyscus eremicus (cactus mouse), 2119 nucleotides long. It is a transcript of the gene Tspear, whose product is annotated as thrombospondin type laminin G domain and EAR repeats. Bases 107 to 2119 code for a protein of 670 amino acids. NCBI's taxonomy places the organism in Eukaryota, Metazoa, Chordata, Mammalia, Rodentia, Cricetidae. The transcript is spliced from 12 exons. Gene Ontology annotation, biological process: signal transduction. The record is from RefSeq and is a predicted model, not a curated record.
ACAGUGACCACCUGGGGCCCAGACUGCCCCUCGCAGGGAAUUAGUAGUGGCUGCCUCUCUGCAGGCGAGUGGAGCCCCUGGAUGGAUCUUGGGACCCGAGCCCCUCAUGUCUGCCCUGCUGACGCUGUGUGUGGUGCUCUGGCUUCUGGGUACCCCUGGCUGUGGCGUCCAGCACUGGGAGCCCUGUACAGACCUCCGUCCCCUGGACAUCCUGGCAGAGGUGGUCCCUUUGAAUGGUGCUACAAGUGGGAUCCGGAUGGUACAGGCCGAGGGUGUGCGGGGCCUCCAGUUCUCAGCCACCGAGCCUCGUACCCUGAGCUUCCCUGCCUCUAGAAUCUUCUCCAGCUGUGACCUCUUCCCUGAAGAAUUCUCCAUUGUUGUCACCUUGAGAGUUCCCAACCUUCCACCCAAGAAGAAUGAAUACCUGUUCUCCCUGCUGGCGGAAGAGAAGGACACACUCCUGCUCGGCCUGAGGUACUCACCCACACAGCUGCACUUCCUAUUUCUCACCGAGGACUUGGCUGGUGCCUGGCAGACCCGUGUGUCCUUCCGGAGCCCCGGCCUCAUGGACAGCCAAUGGCACACGCUGAUCUUGGCUGUGUCCCAAGGAUCCUUUUCCCUCACCAUGGACUGUGGCCUCCCAAUAGACAUAAUGGCUGACGUUCCCUUCCCACCCACCCUAUCAGUAAGAGGAGCCCAGUUCUUCAUUGGCAGCCGGAAGAGAACCAAAGGCCUAUUCACAGGUCUGAUAAGGCAACUGGUUCUGCUGCCAGGCUCAGAUGCCACCCCAAUGCUGUGUCCCAGCAGGAACGCCAGGCUGGCUGAGCUGUCCAUCCCCCAGGUGCUGAAGAGGCUCACAGAGAAGCCUGAUGAUAAUGAGGUGCUGAAAUAUCCCUAUGAAGCCGACAUGAAAGUAACCCUGGGAUCCCGGCCGCCAUGCACCAAGGCACGGGGUGUCCAGUUCUGGUUUGAUGCCGCCCGAAAGGGGCUCUACCUGUGUGCGGACAGCGAGUGGGUCUCCGUGUUGACAGCCAAGACCAAGCUGGACUACGUAGAAGAACAUCAGAGUCUGCACACCAACUCAGAGACCCUGGGCAUCGAGGUGUUCAACAUCCCCGGGGUGGGACUCUUCGCAGCGACGGCCAAUCGGAAGGCUAGAUCAGCCAUCUACAAAUGGACAGAUGGGAAAUUUGUGUCCUAUCAGAACAUCGCCACACACCAGGCACAAUCGUGGCGACAUUUCACCAUUGGGAAAAAGAUCUUCCUGGCCGUGGCUAACUUUGGGCCAAAUGAAAGGGGUCAAGAGUUCUCAGUCAUCUACAAAUGGAGCCCCAGAAAGCUGAAGUUCACCCUUUACCAGAGGAUCGCCACCCACAGUGCCCGUGACUGGGAGGCCUUUAAGGUGGAUGGAGAGCACUUCCUGGUGGUAGCCAACCACCGAGAAGGGGACAACCACAACAUCGACAGCGUGGUCUACAGGUGGAACCCCAGCAGCCAGCUCUUCGAAGCCAACCAGUCUAUUGCCACGUCCGGUGCCUAUGACUGGGAGUUCUUCACUGUGGGGCCCUACUCCUUCCUCGUGGUGGCCAACACCUUCAAUGGCACCUCCACCCAGGUGCACUCCCACCUGUACAUCUGGCUUGUCGGCGCCUUCCAGCUCUUCCAGUCAUUUCUGACCUUCGGCGCUGCGGACUGGGAGGUCUUCCACAUUGGCGAGAGGAUCUUCCUUGCGGUGGCAAACAGUCACAGCUAUGACGUGCAGAUGCAGGCACAGAAUGAUUCCUACGUCCUCAGCUCCGUCAUCUACGAGCUGAAUGUCACAGCUCAGACCUUUGUCAAGUUCCAGGACAUCCCCACCUGCAGUGCCCUGGACUGGGAGUUCUUCUCCGUGGGAGAAGAUCACUUCUUGGUGGUUGCGAACUCCUUUGAUGGAAACACCUUCUCAGUGAACAGUAUUAUUUACAGGUGGCAAGGAUAUGAGGGCUUCGUGGCGGUACACAAGCUCCCCACCUUUGGCUGCCGGGACUGGGAAGCCUUUAACACCACUGCGGGCUCUUACCUCAUCUACUCCAGCGCCAAAGAGCCCCUCUCCAGGGUGCUGAAGCUGAAGACCGGCUGA